AACUCUAUCUCAGAUCUUCCGCCGCCAAGGAGAAAGCCUGUAACCAGCAGAGCUCAGGACCAGUUAGACUCAAGAGAAGGCUACUCACCGACAUUUCCGGACAGGUUAUUAACUGACUGAUCUAUCACUGUCUCAGCCCCAUCGCUCUCCGAGGUAGAGCUGGGCCCUGUUCCUCUAAAGGGGUUCGCGGAAGUGAAGAUGGAGGCUGGAGGGGACCGCUUUCCUAAACAAAGGCAAGUCCUGAUUCUCUUUCUCUUGCUGGGAGUGGCUCUGGCAGUCUGGGAACCCCGUCGUUAUUCCGUGCUGGAGGAAACAGAGAGCGGCUCUUUUGUAGCCCAGCUGGCUACGGACCUCGGGCUGGGAGUGGGGGAACUAGCUGCGCGGGGAGCCCGGGUGGUCUCUGAGGAUAACGAACAACGCUUACAACUUGACCUGCAAACCGGGGAGUUGCUGUUAAAUGAGAAACUGGACCGAGAGGAGCUGUGCGGCCCCACAGAGCCCUGUGUAAUUCAUUUCCAAGUAUUACUGAAAAAACCAUUAGAAGUAUUUCGAGCUGAGCUUCUGGUGAGAGACAUAAAUGAUCAUUCUCCUGAGUUUCCUGAAAGAGAAAUGACCCUGAAAAUCCUAGAGAAUAGCCCAAAUGGGACUGUGUUUCCUUUGAAAAGAGCCCAGGACUUGGACGUGGGCAACAACGACGUCCAAAACUACAGUAUCAGUCCCAACUCUCAUUUCCAUGUUUCCACCCCCAAGCGGGGGGAUGGCAGGAAAUACCCUGAGCUGGUACUGGACAAAGAGCUGGAUCAUGAGGAGCAGACCGAGUUGAGAGUAAUAAUCACAGCUCUGGAUGGUGGCUCUCCGCCCAGGUCUGGCACCGCACAGAUCCGCAUCGUGGUCGUGGACGUCAAUGACAACGCUCCGGAGUUCUCGCAAAAGCUCUACGACGUGCAGAUCCCAGAGAACAGCCCCGUAGGCUCCCUAGUUGUCAAGGUUUCCGCUAGGGAUUUAGACACCGGGACUAAUGGAGAAAUAUCAUACUCACUUUUUUAUAGUUCUCAGGAGAUUAGCAAAACUUUUGAGCUAAGUAAUCUUUCAGGAGAAGUUCGACUAAUUAAAAAAUUAGAUUUUGAGGCAAUAUCCUCAUAUGAACUGGAUAUAGAGGCAUCUGAUGGCGGAGGACAUUCUGGAAAAUGUUCUGUCUCUGUUAAGGUGGUGGAUGUUAACGAUAACUCCCCAGAACUAACCAUUUCGUCACUUACCAGCCCUAUUCCCGAAAACUCCCCCGAGACAGAAGUGGCACUGUUUAGGGUUCGAGAUCGAGACUCAGGGGAUAAUGGAAGGAUGAUUUGCUCCAUCCAGGAUGAUCUCCCCUUUCUUCUGAAGCCAACUGCAGAGAAUUUCUACACCCUGAUUACAGAAGGGGCACUGGACAGAGAGAGCAGAGCCGAGUAUAACAUCACCAUCACGGUCAGCGAUUUCGGGUCCCCCAGGCUGAAAACCGAGCACAGAAUAACAGUGCUGGUCUCCGACGUCAAUGAUAACGCACCUACUUUCACACAAACCUCCUACACCCUGUUCAUCCGAGAAAACAACAGCCCCGCCCUGCACAUGGGCAGCGUCAGCGCCACAGACAGAGACUCAGGCACCAACGCCCAACUCACCUACUCGCUGCUGCCGCCCCAGGACCCGCAUUUCCUUCUCACCUCCUUGAUCUCCAUCAACGCGGACAACGGGCACCUGUUCGCUCUCAGGUCGCUGGAUUACGAGGCCCUGCGAGCCUUCGAGUUCCGCGUGGGCGCGGCAGACGCAGGCUCCCCGGCGCUGAGCAGCGAGGCGCUGGUGCGCGUGGUGGUCGUGGACGACAACGACAACUCGCCCUUCGUGCUGUACCCGCUGCAGAACGGCUCUGCUCCCUGCACUGAGCUGGUGCCCAGGGCAGCCGAGGCGGGCUACCUGGUGACCAAGGUGGUGGCGGUGGACGGCGACUCGGGCCAGAACGCCUGGCUGUCCUACCAGCUGUUCAAGGCCACGGAGCCCGGGCUGUUCAGCGUGUGGGCGCACAAUGGCGAGGUGCGCACCGCCAGGCUGCUGAGCGAGCGCGACGCUGCCAAGCACAGGCUCGUCGUGCUGGUCAAGGACAAUGGCGAGCCGCCAAUGUCGGCCAGCGUCACGUUGCACGUGCUCCUGGUGGACGGCUUCUCGCAGCCCUACCUGCAGCUCCCGGAAGUGGCUCCGGAUGAGGCCCAGGCAGACUCGCUUACCGUCUACUUGGUUAUCGCGUUGGCGUCGGUCUCGUCGCUCUUCAUGUUCUCCAUGCUCCUGUUCCUUGCAGUGCAGUUGUGCAGGAGGAACAGGGCCACCUCGGUGGGUCGCUGCUCUGUGCCUGAGGGCCACUUUCCGGGCCACUUGGUGGACGUCAGCGGCACUGGGACCCUGUCCCAGAGCUACCAGUACGAGGUGUGUCUGACGGGAGACUCUGGGAGUAAUGAGUUCAAAUUCUUGAAGCCUAUCUUCCCCAAUCUUCUAGCCCAGGAUCCUGAAAGGAAAACAGAAGGAAACCCCAACUUUCGGAAUAGUUUAGGUAUCUGAAACUUCCUCACUGGGUAUAUUAAUUUUGUGUCUUUCACUGUCCCCCCUCUCUUUUUUUUAAGACUAGUAAUAAUCUUUAAUUCUACUUUAUUUUCUCUGCUAUUUUCUUUAUUAAUGUUACUCACGGCUUUAUUGGCUAUUCUCAGUUAUUGUUUUACUAGUAAAAAAAUUUAUCAGGAGACUUCAUAGUUCAUAUUGCUAAUUAAAUUUUUAGUACUCAUUCCUAAGAGAUAGCAUGAUAGUCAACCCCUCCUAAUAAGCAUAGUUCUAAUUUUAAAAGCAUAUUUCCACUACAUGAGACUGCGUAAGAAUUUAUUAUUUCUUUUUGUCCUAGUUUAUUUGUUAAAUGUUGAAAGCUUUUUUAGUUUUUAUUAUUGACACAGGUAAGGCUUUUCUAUAAUCCCUUUUCAGCUUGGAGUGGAAUCAGUACAUAUUUAUCCUUGCCCAAUUUCUCCUAAUAUCUUUGUUUGAAUUUCUGUUUUUCCAAAGGCAGCAAUGUGUAUAAUUUGAAGUUAUUAAUUUAAAAAUCACGCUUGCAAGUAUUAGACAUUUGCUCUAAAAUACAUGUUAUCUCUUGACAAUAUAUCUGCAUCAUCUAUUCUUUCUCAUCUAAACCACUGUUGAAAAGACAUAGGUUCUUCCUUUUCUCUUCCCUGUCUCUAAAAUUAUGAUCCUGAUAAACUUCCUGAACAGAUUUACUGAUACCCAGAUUGACUGUUUUUAAAGUGUUUCUACGUACUCUAAGGGUCAAUAGACUCUAAGACCAAGUAAUGUGUGGCCUGCAAUUGUCUCUUGCUAUAGCAGGGAAAUUCUCAAGUGAGCUCCAAAUGCUGGGCCUAGAGGAGCUUUUGAUGGUGCAGUAUGCCAAUAUCUAUUUGCCUUUGGAUGAUGAUAUUGUUCUGGUUGAUAAGGGAUUUGAAAGAAAAUACAUUGUAGAAUUAAUAGUAGUUAACAAAACCAAAUUUAUUAGACAAUUUGGUGGUUG
This is a messenger RNA of Trichechus manatus latirostris (Florida manatee), 3571 nucleotides long. Its product is annotated as protocadherin beta-15. Gene Ontology annotation, cellular component: plasma membrane. The coding region runs from base 199 to 2586 and encodes 795 amino acids. The transcript has a single exon. Gene Ontology annotation, molecular function: calcium ion binding. The record is from RefSeq and is a predicted model, not a curated record. Gene Ontology annotation, biological process: homophilic cell-cell adhesion. Lineage: Eukaryota; Metazoa; Chordata; Mammalia; Sirenia; Trichechidae.